CGUGAAAGGCACUCCCACAGCCCGUACUACCACCUGAACCACACCGGGGUAAAAGGGAGGGGGGGGGGGGGUGGGGGAAGAGAAGUAACAAUACAGAAGCCAGAACAAUAUAAUACUGCACCACACAUGGGUCAUUGAAGGAAAAAAAUUCAUGAUUUUUUCCCAGCAUCUUAUUGUUUGGAAGCAUUCAAAAUAUUCAAAAAAUCUGACCACCCCUCUCAAUUAAUCUAUUUUCUUUUAUUUUUCUAACUUGGCUCCUUCCCCAUUUUAAAGGAUGCUCUGCGCUCACCCCUCCCUUCACCUUCCCCUGCUCACAGAGACACACAGCGCGCGCGCACGGAGAGAGAGAGAGAGAGAGAAUGGCUGCAAAUCUUUUUUCAAGUGAAGAAGAGUACAUAGAUAUUGAAGUAGGCUCUUCUGCCAACCUAUUUGGCUACUCCAUGAGCUCCCCUCCACCAGCCAGAGAAUUUGAGUUUCAUAUGUCGUCAACCUCUGCAGGCACAGAGCCGGUAACUUUCCCAGCUGAUGAACUCUUCUACAAAGGAAAACUGCUUCCUCUCCACCUCCCUCCCCGCUUACAAAUGUUCCAAAACCUCCUCCACGCAACAGAGGCCUUCGAGGACCAGCAAUGCUGUCUUCCUGUUUCCACAAAUUCCGCCAGUAGUCUUGCACUGGAAUCCGACAUCUCACCGCCGGAGUCUCGCCGGGAAAGCAUCGAGCUAAACUCUGCAGAUGAGUGUUUCUUUGAAUGGUCGAGUACCAAAACGGGCAGUGUCAAUGUUGUUCAUCAAUCUAAGAAGUCUAAUAAUUGGUCUGAGAAGCUCAAGCAGGUCAAGCAGAGCUCACUGGGCAAAAAGCUGAAAGCUUCACGGGCGUACCUUAAGUCUCUGUUUGAUUAUAAGUCUGGCUGUUCAGAUGAAUCUUGUGCAAAAGCAGCCACUGCAGCAGAAGCAGAGAGCUUUUGCAGAGGCAAGGGGAGUUUGAGCGAGCACAUGAGUGUGGCGAGGAAAAAUCCAUUUGGGCAAACCGAUAAAAAUGAAAGGUGCACAAUAUCAUCAACUAUUACUGUCGCGAAGAGCAUGGGCAAGGAAUUUAUUGAGGAAGAUGUUAGCAGCAGCCAGAGGAGGUCAUUCUCAGGGGCAAUCAAAUUGCAUUCUGCUGUGGCGAAGUGUUCGUCUUCGUCUUCAUCGUCUUCGGGAUCUUCGGCUUCUUCAUCCUUUUCAUUCAACUCUAAUGGGUUUUGUGAUCAGUUACAGUCCCUGAGGAGGAGCAGCAGUGCCAGUUCAGAGACUGAGACUUCAGUUGAGGGAGCAAUUGCUCACUGUAAGCAGUCCCAGCAUUCCAGGAAACAUGUCAAUGAAGUUGAUCUUUGUUCACUCUCUGCUCCAAGAAUUGCAGGUUUUGAGGAUGGAGAGAGAAUAUGAAUCAUUGAAUCUGCAGCAAAUGACUUUUUUUUUUUAAUGUUUUGAAAGGUGAAUUCGCAACAAGUGAUGCACAUGAGAAGAUGAAUGAUGGUGUCCCAUUCAAAAUGAGAACUGGGUGCGUUUUUUUUCUGCAUAAUGUAAAAGAUUAGAAGAUGAAGAUGAAACAAAUUUUCAGAUUAUUUUGAA
Messenger RNA from Malania oleifera, 1610 nucleotides. Its product is annotated as probable membrane-associated kinase regulator 4. Gene Ontology annotation, cellular component: plasma membrane. NCBI's taxonomy places the organism in Eukaryota, Viridiplantae, Streptophyta, Magnoliopsida, Santalales, Ximeniaceae. The coding region runs from base 360 to 1424 and encodes 354 amino acids. Gene Ontology annotation, molecular function: kinase inhibitor activity. The transcript has a single exon. The record is from RefSeq and is a predicted model, not a curated record.